Molecule: messenger RNA, 1488 nt
Organism: Necator americanus (New World hookworm)
Lineage: Eukaryota; Metazoa; Nematoda; Chromadorea; Rhabditida; Ancylostomatidae
Exons: 2
Coding region: 1-1488 (495 amino acids)
Source: RefSeq, a predicted model, not a curated record
AUGACCGGCUUGUUUAACACCUUCACGACUGCGCGAAGAAGGCUGAGAGUUUUAAAAGCACCAAGAGGCGCCUUUCUCUUCAAACUCUUCAAACUGACACGCCAGCGUGGAGCAGCCCGAGCCGCAGGGAACCAAGAACUCACGUCCGAGCUCACAAGGCUUUGCAGAGAGGCGAUAAAGGAAGACCUUAAAGAGAGAAGAGCAGAAGUGCUGGCUGAAGCUGCAGAGGCGGGGAAAAGCAUCCGCUAUGCCCGUCGAGACUUCGCCAGUCACAAGACGAGGAUUACUGCUCUCCGGAACCCAAAGGGAACAGCCAUUGCAUCGAGAAGGGGGAUGGAGAAAAUCAUCUACGACUUCUACUCUGAUCUCUUCGACAGCCAUGUCCACUUGCCUCCUCACCAUCUGGACAAGUCAUUCCAGAGGUUCUCCCGUCCGAAAUACGACAUGCUAUCAUGUCGCCUUCCGCCAGUACUCAUCAACACCCUGGCGAGGCUCUUUACAUGUUAUCUGUCGGAUUGCAAGGUUCCUAAACAGUGGAAGACCAGCAAGACCGUGUUGUUGUAUAAAAAGGGAGAUCCACAUGACAUCGGCAACUAUCGUCCAAUCUGCCUACUGUCCGUCAUCUACAAGCUCAUUACAAGAGUAAUCCUUAAUAGGAUUGAAAAAGUUUUGGAUGAAGGACAGCCUUGCGAGCAAGCAGGGUUUCGAAAAGGAUUCAGCACGAUUGGCCACAUUCACACUGUUUCGGAACUCAUCGAGGUAUCACGAGAGUACAAGAUGCCGCUCUGUCUCACCUUCAUCGACUUAAAGAAGGCCUUCGACUCAGUUGAGACGGAAGCGGUCAUGGAAGCCUUGGACAACCAAGGCGUCCCUACUCAGUACAUAAAGGUACUUCGAGAGUUGUACAGUAACUUCACGACCGGAAUUUCGCCAUUCUACAAGAACAUCAUCAUUGACGUGAAGAGAGGGGUCCGACAGGGUGAUACAAUUUCACCCAAAAUAUUCACAGCCACCCUCGAGAACGCAAUGCGAAAGCUGGAAUGGGACGAGAUGGGAGUGAAGGUUGAUGGUCGGCAGCUACACCAUUUGCGCUUUGCUGAUGACAUCGUACUGAUAACACCUAGCAUCAGCCAAGCGGAACGAAUGCUGACCGAAUUCGACGAAACAUGUGGAUGCAUUGGUCUUCAGCUGAAUCUACGAAAAACGAUGUUCAUGCGGAACGGAUGGGUCUCGAAUGCCCCAUUCACGCUCAACGGAACGAACAUAUCCGAAUGCACCAGCUACGUUUAUCUGGGUCGGGAACUGAACAUGAUGAACAACCUGACCCCCGAGUUGGGCAGGAGGAGACGAGCGGCUUGGGGAGCGUACAAGAGCAUCGAGGAUGUAGUGAAGAAGACCAGGAACAUCUGGCUCCGUGCUCACCUCUUCAAUACCACCGUACUUCCUGCUUUGACCUAUGCUUCGGAAACCUGGGCAUUUCGCAAGUAG